Molecule: messenger RNA, 1392 nt
Organism: Lingula anatina
Lineage: Eukaryota; Metazoa; Brachiopoda; Lingulata; Lingulida; Lingulidae
Product: transmembrane protein 242
Source: RefSeq, a predicted model, not a curated record
GUUAAAGUCGCAUGCGGCAGCGGAGCACUGGAAUCGGAGCACUGUAAUCUCCUUAAGAAUGAUGGAAAACGAUGACACAGAAAAACAAACUAAAAGCAAAGGGAAAGUGCUAAUGCAGAAAGUUGCACCUGCUAUUUUCCUGGUAAGCAUGGGCAGCUUCAUGUUCUUUGGUGGGUUUGCUACAGCUUUUUCAUUGGCAAAAAAGCAAGAUCCAAAAGGAUUUUCCAAGGGUAUGAUACGUUCAAAGCAAUUACCUGACAGUGGAUCGGCCAUUGCUUCUAGGGCACUGGCACGUGCCACCUUAUACUCAUUUGGUGGAUUUGGCUUGUUCAUAUUUAUUACUUGUGCUGUCCUUGGAGUGAGAACUCCUAAGGAAUUUUCCGCAAAGAUGAAUGAAGUAAUUCCUAAAGCACCAAAAAAGGAAAGUACUGGGCGUAAUGAAUUUGACUCUUUCAGAGAGUUGUUUACCUACUUAGAAGAGGAGGACGCUAAAAAGACUGCAAAAUUAGCCAACAGAGAAUUGGGUUGUGACAGUAAAACUUCUCUUGGAACAGAAAAAGACAGGUAGCAUGAACUGGAUUUAUUAUAAAAGAUUCACUAUUCAUGUGGAUGAGAUUUUUUUUGGUAGUAGACAGAUUGACUAGUAUGUGGAAGAGUAAGUCUGUGAACAGAAAGAGAAUACCCAAGGUCAAUUGUGCUACCACGAAAAACUGGGACAUGACAGUGGAGCAGGUAUGCCAAACUACUCAUCAUUUCUAAGCAUCAGUGAGAUGUGUCCUUGCAUGUGCUCAGGGACUUAUCCAUGUGAUUAAAUUAAUUGCAUUGGAGGUCAAUCUCAGGUAUUUUUUGGGCUGGAUCAAAGAUGGCCUGGUACACUCAGUUUUGUUAACUUCCACAUCAAAAAAGUUUACUUGGGAAUUAUGAUGAAAUGUUUUUGUUGCUACCAUCUCUAAAUAAUUUGGUGAUAGUAAAAGUGAUUAAAACUUUGAAGUGACCAAAUGAGAGAUUUUCUGUCUUCACAAUAUAGAAGAAACUUAUUCAAGGUGUGAACCUGGGUUUUUGGAAAAUCUCUGAACAUUUAUUGUAGGACCAACAUUUGCCUGAUUAAAAAUCACAAAACUCUGAAAUUCCACGGAAAAAGGUCAUACCUGCCAUUCAGUAAGUGAUCUGGGCAGUUUCAAAAAAGGAUUGGUCUUGAAGUGAGAAAAGGUCAUCCAUAUAAUAAGGGUUCAAUGAAAUGAUGUCUUUAUUUAUUUUUAUUGAAGACUUGCAUGAAGUCUUUUAAAAUUAGUUCAGACGAUCAUUAAUUCCUGAUGCCAGAUUUGUCAUCUUUUUAUCCUACAUGCCCAAACAUUUGUUUUAAUGCAAUAAAAUUUUUAUUGCCAAGUUUAA